UCUGUUACGUCACAACAAGUUGUGUUGUCAAAUCCCUCACCGUCACCGACUCUGAUGGUUUCCCCAUCAGCUGGCCAUCUUUCAUUCCUGUAGAUGUUAACUACUUGUUUUGAGACAUGCAGGAUCGGUAUAGCGAGAUAGGCUUUGCCCAACAGAUACUGGGUUUGAAUUUAGUGCCGAGAAAAAAUGGAUCACACCGAGGCAACGACACAUCUCUCAGCGACUUCUCAGAGAUGUGGUACGGCGUGUUUCUGUGGGCAGCGGUCUCCUCCCUCAUCUUCCACCUGCCUGCAGCUCUGCUCGCCCUCGCCACACUGCGACAGCACAAGAUUGCCCGGUUCAUGCCCAUCGCCAUCAUACUAAUGGGCAUCGUAGGACCCAUUUGUGGGGGAGUCCUUACCAGUGCAGCCAUAGCAGGUGUGUACAAAGCAGCGGGGAAGAGGAUGAUCUCUUUGGAGGCUCUGGUUUUUGGUGUCGGACAGUCGUUUUUUCUCCUCGUCAUCUCUUUCCUCAGAGUACUUGCCACCCUUUAGCAGCACUGAGGCCAGCCUGCCUGGCCCGGAUGCUGCCGACUGAGUCUGACAGCUGACACAUCUUCUCCUGAACGGGACCUGAGUUUGUCAUGGUAACAAGACUUGAUUACUGUCAAACCCUGGGACACAUGUGAACCAGUCAGGCCCGAGACAUGAUGUCAAUUCCUACUGAUGGACAAAGACCAUAUAAGACUUUCUACAGAGUGUAAAGUGUUUUUCGUGUUAACAGCACUAAGCCUUCUGACUUGAUGAUGUCCACUGCGGGAUAGCACAAUGCUGCUUUCACAUCACUACACACAGUAUGAGCUGAUGUUUAAAUGUAUCUUCUCAGCUUAUUCCAACAUUAAGAGAAACUCCUUGAAUAAUCAUUUACUUUUUCUGAAGUGAAGGCAGCAGGACGCUGUGCUCCCCUGUUGCCGGGGGUUACAGGUUGGCAGCAGGACGACACUAACCUUUCUCAGGGACUCUUUUUGUGUUCAUGUGCGUGUUUGUCUCAGUCACUGUCCGUAUGACUUCGUGCAAUGAUGCAGAGAGACAGAAAAACAGGAGGACGAUGGUUAUAUGCAAGAUUUUGGCUUUUUCCCUCAGAGGCCUUAAUUUCUAUUUUCUAACUUCCAAAGUGUUUUUGAUCUUCAGGGCUGUCUCUUGCUGCUCCUUUUCUUCUUCCUCAUAUAUUUUUUUAGUCAAAAUGAGUUCAUGUCCAACUGCCUGUGUGUUCUGGUUGAUUCAAACUUAGUUCAGAGCCACUAACACAUGUUCCCUCUAAGCUUUAUUAGGAUACAAGUGAGGAGUGUUUUGCAGAUUCAGUUUGAGUUUUUAGAGAUUGUCGACUUGUUUUGUUUCAGAGGUUUGACGACGGGGCGUCAGUGUGCUCCGAGCACUGAACAACCCCUUAAAUUGAAAUAUAGUUUGUUGUUAAUGAAUAAUAGGUUGUUUUACUGCUGUGUCAUUUUCUGACAUUUGAAUCUAUUCUAAUUUAUUUCCAGGCCUUUUGAGCUUUUUACUCUUUAUGACCAAACAUGGAUUUGUAGUUAAUUUUCCUGCACAAGAUGAGUGCUUAAUGUUUGAACAAAAGGGCACUCUCUUGUUGUUUUAAUAGGCUCAUCCAAUCCCCACAGUCUUCACCGACGGCCUGUACUUUCUUUUGGUAGUUGACAGGUACAAUUGAAAACGCUUCUUAUGGGAUCUAGAUGUAAUACUUAUUAAUGUUUAAAACACGGGCGCUUGGGAAGGAUUCAGUAAUUAUUUAAAACGAGCUGCAGUCAAUAUUAGUAGACAUGUAGGACUGUGGUGUUUCUCAGCAGAGGCAGAGCUCAGUGAUUUUACUUUCAUUGUGAAUUAUUUAUUUUUCAUCUUCGUCUUAAUGAAAGGCUGCUUCUGAUCAUUUUUAAUGUUUUCUAAAGAACCGAGUGAGAUUCACUUUAUGGAAGUUGCCACUCGCCAUACAGUCCCUCUGUGAGAUGGGUAGACAGUUUGGAUCAUUUCAGCAGCCAUCUUUAGGGAUUUUCUUUUUCUACAUUGUUCCUUUUUGACACAUUCUGGGAUUUAAAUUAUCAUCUUGUAAACAAAAAGUUGUUUUUAUAUAGUUUUGGUAGAUUGCUUCAGCCUGUUGCAGUGAGAUGGCUUAUAAUGGAUAUUGUCUUUGUGGCAAUUAAAAACAUCACAGUUUUUCAAUUUUAAGUACUUGUUUUAACGCUGCCUGUUAAGAUAGUUUUUCUUGUUUCAGAGCAAGACUUUUUUUAGUAUAACUUGAAGCAGCUGUAACACCACUCUCUUUAAAGCUGACUCCUUUUACAGAAACAGUGAACUGAACAUUCAGGACACAGUAGUCGCUGGUCUGGUGCUGCCUCGAUCAGAACGUAUUUAUAUUACUCAAGUAUUGUGUUCAAUCAGAGCCGUUUUAUCUAACCGUUGUAAAGUUUGUGUGACUUUUGUGUUAUUAAGGUUUAGCUUUGAGCAAACACAAUAUUUUUGUAACAAAUCCAGGUAGCGGUAGACCAACAACUCCAGUUUUCUGCAGGUGAAAUUCCAGUCCAGUUUGCGACUGCCACUUGAACCAGUCUACUGGAGAAAUGUAAAACAUUCAGAGUCCCUGUUAAGAUGUUUUAACCCAAGAUAAGUUAAGAUAGGGCCAUGUUUCCAAUAUCCCGUCUAAGGCCUAUAUAUUUGUUUUUAGUCUAUAAUUGGGCUUUAAACACUUUUCCUGGUGUUGCACAUGACAUUCCAUUUGAUACUUUUGUUUUUCUCCAUUUUAAAUCUCCAACCCUGUAAUAUUGUCCAAACAUGACCAGGCACCACAGCCACUUAAAUGUCUUCUUGGCCAUCUGAACUGCAGCUUUAUUUUUUCUUUCAUCGGCCAUUAAAAGCAGUCCCCUUGAAGCUGAAACAUUUUGAUAUAUUAACCGUAGUAGGAAUCACAGAACACUUUCUAAAAGCUGAUCUCUUCAUUGUCCCUGCAAAAAUAUUUUUUAACCCUCAAAACCAAAGAUGGCUUAAACUCUUCAUGUGUAUCUUACAAGCUACAUGUCAGUUGUGUAACGUCGAUAUCAAGUGUCUCAAAUUUGCGUGUAAAUAUGCAACAAAUCAAAUCGAAGCUAGAAUGUGGAACUUUGGGCUUAAGGAGAAGACAAUUAAAUUUAUAGAAUGAUGGAAUGAUGAUCAGACACUAAUGGGUUGUCUUUGAUGACUGUGCAUACUUUAUAAAGAGUUCAGCACCCCCUUUUGUACACACACUUCAGUUCAGAGUCUUUAGCUUCUGAGCCUCCGGAUGAAAUCCCUCACUACACUGAACCACGACAUCCAAUUAAAACUAGAGCUCUGUUUGUGAAUCAACCAGUCGUCUUUGUUUCAAAAUCCUUGAAAUGUGGAAAAGACACUACAAAUUACAAAGGAGUUCUCAAAGUGAUUAAUUGAUUAUCAAAAUAAAUCAAACUAAUAGUUGAUAACUUGUUGAUGAAUCACUGCAGCUCUUAUUUCAGUGAAGAUCGGAGUUUCCUUCUGAGGAAAGCUGGGUGUGUGGCAUCACACUGUCCAUGUAUGUUGUGUGAGCUGGAGUUAUGAAGUGGACAUUAAUGAAAGUAUACAUGUUUGUUCUCACUAAGACUCUAUGGAUGCAGUAAAAAAAAAAAAAUCACAGCAUCUCAUUGAAUUGCAGUCUGACACACUUGGAAACGAAUGAGCCUUGUUUGGAUGAAUAGUCGAUGUGAGCCCUCGGCCUUGCUUUUAUGCUGUAAGAGAAUGUUUAUUUUUUUAUGGUGAAAUUAGCUCUGUGUGUGCUCUCUGGUUCUGUUACAGCAGCUCUAAAUGUGAACACCUUGACAUUGAUUUCAGUUUUAAAAUGUCCAGUUUAAAGUGAUUUCAGUCUUCAUCAGCUGGUCUGCCUGUGUGUCUCUAUGGAGAUAUCGGCACGGUUACUCACUUCAAAGUGAUCUGAUUGCCAUUUUCAGAAUUUGUAUUCCUUUGAAUUGAGGGAGCCCCGACCCUGGGAUGGUUUGAGUUACUUGGAGCUAUUAAAAAUAAAGUGAAAUGUCUUGCAAAAUUAAAUUAAAAAAAGCCAGGUUUGACUUCACUUUUAAAUGAAGUUCCAGUUCACACACUACUUACAUUUAGAGGUUGUACCAAAUGAAAUGGGCUUCAAGAAGUUACAUAGAGAACUCAAUUUUAAAUGACAACUCUAUCCUAACUGGAAUAGUACAUCUUGUAAAUGUGACUCUCUUUCAUAAACAGGAUUUUUCAUAAUGAUUCCUGUCUUACAUUUGGACAUUUUAGUGUAUUGUUCUGGUAUCAGAUGGAUUCUCAAUCAUGCCUUGUGAAAAUAGAGAUUUAUGCAGAGAAUAGGAACCCGCCUUCUGAUUUAAUGUUGUGAUUUAUCAUUGCAUUCUCUCUGGAGGACGACCACAUUAACGGCAGGCUGAGUUAUGUCAGAAUGAAAUGCUGAAUCCUGAGGUGAUACAGACGAUCUGCUGUAACAGAACCAUUUAUUUCCACAUGAUUUGGUCCAACAUUCCUGGACUGAUUUGGUUCAUUUUUAUGGUUCAAAAUGUUUAAAAUUUUGAUUUUAACAGAGUAAAUUAAGUGCCAAUGGUUAAUAUUUUCAUGGAAUAAAAAAGUUUGAACUAUAA
Molecule: messenger RNA, 4654 nt
Organism: Labrus mixtus (cuckoo wrasse)
Lineage: Eukaryota; Metazoa; Chordata; Actinopteri; Labriformes; Labridae
Gene: tmem170a
Product: transmembrane protein 170A
Exons: 3
Coding region: 117-533 (138 amino acids)
Biological process (GO): endoplasmic reticulum tubular network organization
Cellular component (GO): endoplasmic reticulum membrane
Source: RefSeq, a predicted model, not a curated record